This is a messenger RNA of Symphalangus syndactylus (siamang), 2256 nucleotides long. It is a transcript of the gene IPP, whose product is annotated as intracisternal A particle-promoted polypeptide. The record is from RefSeq and is a predicted model, not a curated record. Lineage: Eukaryota; Metazoa; Chordata; Mammalia; Primates; Hylobatidae. Gene Ontology annotation, molecular function: actin binding.
CGCAGUGAAAACCCAGGGCCCGCGAAGCGUCAGAAGCCCCUUCACCCGGCCCGGCUUCGCCUCCAGUCCUUGGGGGUACUGUACGGCCCAGUCACUCCCGCCUCGACACCCCCGCCAGGUUUCCCUCGCCCUUUCCGGCCGGGGCUGGUCGCGACUGCGCGCGCAGGGCCUCAGCGGGCGCCGGAGGGAAGGGGAAGCGGGUAGUAACAGAUUAUGGGCAACAGUCCUUUUAAUUAAUCUACCAUCAUCAUGGCUAAUGAGGGCUGUCCCAAGGCUGCUGAUAGUCCUUUUUCAUCAGAUAAACAUGCCCAACUCAUCUUGGCCCAAAUCAAUAAGAUGAGAAAUGGACAGCAUUUCUGUGAUGUGCAGCUGCAAGUUGGACAGGAAAGUUUUAAAGCUCAUCGGCUGGUUUUGGCUGCCAGCAGUCCUUACUUUGCAGCUUUGUUCACUGGAGGAAUGAAAGAGUCCUCAAAAGAUGUUGUACCGAUUCUAGGAAUUGAAGCAGGAAUCUUUCAGAUACUUCUAGAUUUCAUUUACACAGGUAUAGUGAACAUAGGUGUGAAUAAUGUCCAGGAGUUGAUUAUUGCAGCAGACAUGCUACAGUUGACUGAAGUUGUUCAUCUUUGCUGUGAAUUUCUGAAAGGACAAAUUGAUCCACUGAACUGCAUUGGAAUUUUUCAGUUCUCUGAGCAAAUUGCAUGCCAUGAUCUCUUGGAAUUCUCAGAAGACUACAUUCAUGUCCAUUUCUUAGAGGUUCAUAGUGGAGAAGAGUUCUUGGCACUUACUAAAGAUCAACUGAUCAAAAUUUUGCGAAGUGAAGAGCUUAGCAUUGAGGAUGAAUACCAGGUCUUCUUAGCUGCAAUGCAAUGGAUUCUGAAAGAUUUGGGAAAAAGAAGAAAAUAUGUGGUGGAAGUGCUAGACCCAAUUCGAUUCCCUUUAUUACCUCCUCAGAGACUUUUAAAGUACAUAGAAGGAGUAUCCGAUUUUAAUCUUCGUGUUGCAUUGCAAACACUUCUGAAAGAGUACUGUGAAGUAUGCAAAUCUCCCAAAGAGAACAAGUUUUGUAGUUUUCUGCAGACAUCUAAGGUUCGACCUCGGAAGAAAGCAAGAAAGUACCUGUAUGCAGUAGGUGGAUAUACUCGGUUGCAGGGGGGUCGCUGGAGUGAUAGCAGAGCCCUCAGCUGUGUAGAACGUUUUGACACCUUUAGCCAGUACUGGACCACUGUGUCUUCACUUCAUCAGGCUCGAAGUGGGCUGGGAGUAACAGUUCUGGGAGGGAUGGUCUACGCUGUUGGAGGUGAAAAGGAUUCAAUGAUUUUUGAUUGUACUGAAUGCUAUGAUCCAGUUACUAAACAGUGGACAACUGUAGCUUCGAUGAAUCAUCCCCGCUGUGGCUUAGGAGUGUGUGUGUGUUAUGGGGCUAUCUAUGCUUUGGGUGGAUGGGUUGGAGCUGAGAUAGGGAACACCAUUGAACGAUUUGAUCCUGAUGAAAAUAAAUGGGAAGUAGUUGGUAACAUGGCUGUGUCACGCUACUACUUUGGGUGCUGUGAAAUGCAAGGUUUAAUUUAUGUAAUUGGGGGCAUCAGCAAUGAAGGAAUAGAACUUCGUUCUUUUGAAGUCUAUGAUCCACUUUCUAAGCGUUGGUCUCCACUUCCUCCAAUGGGAACCAGGAGAGCAUAUCUUGGUGUGGCUGCACUCAAUGACUGCAUCUAUUCUAUUGGAGGAUGGAAUGAGACCCAAGAUGCUCUUCAUACUGUAGAAAAAUAUUCCUUUGAAGAGGAUUUUCUAUAUACAAGAUCCUAUCAUCUGUAAAUAAAGAUUGUUUGCUGAGUGCAGUGACUUAAACCUGUAAUCCCAGCACUUUGGGAGGCCAAGGUGGGUAGAUCACAUGAGCCCAGGAGUUCAAGACCAGCCUGGGCAAUAUGGUGAAAACCCUGUCUCUAUAAAAAAUGUGAAAAUUAGGCAGGUGUGGUAGUGCACGCCUGUAGUCCCAGCUCCUCAGGAGGCUGAGGUGGGAGGAUCACCUGAGCCCAGGAAGGUCAAGGAUGCAGUAAGUCAUGAUUGCACCACGGCACUCCAGCCUGGGCCACAGAGUGAGACCUUGUCUUUAAAACAAACAAACAAAAAAGAUUGUUUUACUUCUUCUUAAAUCUGGAUUAAAACUAGAUGCAUUUUAUUUCAUUGUUUUCCCCUCAUUACCCUAGCUAGAACCUCUAGUACAAUGUUGGAGUGGCAAGAAUGGACUUUCAUGUGUUG